Messenger RNA from Cucumis melo (muskmelon), 1211 nucleotides. Its product is annotated as BAG family molecular chaperone regulator 4-like. The record is from RefSeq and is a predicted model, not a curated record. Bases 641 to 1186 code for a protein of 181 amino acids. Lineage: Eukaryota; Viridiplantae; Streptophyta; Magnoliopsida; Cucurbitales; Cucurbitaceae. Gene Ontology annotation, biological process: protein stabilization. Gene Ontology annotation, cellular component: cytoplasm. The transcript has 3 exons. Gene Ontology annotation, molecular function: adenyl-nucleotide exchange factor activity; protein-folding chaperone binding.
AUUGAUGCCAUGAAACACCACUACGGCGGCGGCGGCGGCGGCGGAGCAAUCUGAGUUUUUCGUUUCUGUGGAAAAACGGUGAUCAAGCGAUAUCUGUCUUUUGGUAACGGUGACGUUUGGUCUUAGUGUUAAAUCUCAUGUUUGCAUUCGAUUAAUUUAGCUUGGCGCCCUUAUUUUACAAGGGGUAAAACACAAUAUUUUCUAAAUUAAUGGUGCUUUUUGAUUUCCUUCCUUUGCCUUUCACAAUAUGCUAUAAUUUUGGAUUUUGGUUCCCAUGAUGUUAAUGCCAUGUUGAUUUGGCACAGGGAAAAUAUGAGCAACAGUAUGAGAGUACAGAAGAAUUCAAGCAAGAGCUAAAAUUGAAGGUUCGAGAAAUAUUAACAGAACAAGAAUGGAGGAGGAGAAAGAUGCAGAUGAGGAUUUCUGAGGAAGAAGGCAGAUUGAAGAAAGAUUUCUGAGGAACAAUAUUCUCGCUUACUUCUUGGUUUGUUUGUAUGUUUGUUUGUAUAUGUUUGUUUGUAUGAAUAUUGACUUUCUCAAUGUCUUCUUUCAUUUGUCUGGAACUGGGAUUGGGGAGUUGGAAACUAACUUGUUUUGUUUGACAUUGUUGUUUCGUUCUGUUUAUGUGGAUUGAUGGUAAAUGAACUUUCCCCAUUCAUGGUAUCUGGCACAUGCUGACGUGCGUACUUAUAAUGGAGUUUGGACUAGUUCCCAUGUUGGUGAUUUUGUGUGUGUUACUUCUUUUGCAGGCGAUAUGAAAAAGCAUCUGGUGGCAAUAACCGGUUUGCAGCUUGAAGAGCAGAGACUACUAUUUCGAGGUAAGGAGAAGGAUGAUGAUGAGCAUUUGCAUACCGCAGGGGUGAAGAAUUUGUCAAAGAUUUUACUCUUGGAGAACAAGACAAACAAGCAGAGGAAGGUCGUGGAAGAUGUUAAGGUGGUAGAAGAGGUCGAGAGAAGUGGUGAGCUUUCGAAGGCAUCAGCAGCCAUUGCUGAUGUUCGGUCUGAGGUUGAUAAGCUUGCAGAUAGGGUUGCUGCCUUGCAAGUAGCUGUUAAUGGUGGCACAAAUGUUGAAGAUAAAGAAUUCGUAGUAUCAACGGAGCUGCUGAUGAGACAACUGUUGAAAUUAGAUAGCAUUGAUGCUGAAGGGGAAGCAAAGUUGCAGAGAAAAGCCGAGGUUAGUAUUUAAACAUUGAUGGUGACACACAAUUAUA